AUGAAUUAGAAAUUUAAAUUCCAGGAGAAAAGCCAAUCGUUACCUUUAAUAGUUAGAAAACCAAUAGCAGUUAUGAAUUAUAAAUUGUAUGAAAAAUAUCAGCAAUCACAAAAUUAUUACUACAUAAGAGAAAUUAAUGAGAUAUUAAGUGAUGCCUAAACAAGAAUAGUAAUAAAUUUUAAAGAUUAACUGGCCAUUGAUGAAGAUGUAUCAAAAGUAAUAAAUAUGAAUAGGAAGAAUAUUUUAAGAGAUUUUAUUAGUUAAAAGAAUUUCCUCAAAAAAUAUAGUUACUUACGGAAUAUUAUAAAGUAUAUCAUAGAUAUGAAAUAGUUCCAUAUAGAUAUUGCACGAAUAUUUGAAGAGCCAAUAUGUUCUAUAUUAAAUAAAUAUUAUGAUAAGAAAAGAAAAUAUGAUUAUUUUAGGAUUGCUAAAAUGAUUGAAGAAGAGAAUAAAUUAAAUCCAAAUAAACCACCUAAAGGGAUUGUAGGUGAGAGACCUUCUCCUGCAAAUUCAUAAGAAUCUAUAACUUAAGAAAAUGAUGAAAAGGAUUAUCAAAAUAUCAAAAAUAUUUAAAUAUUAAAAGAAUUAAGUUGGUUAAAUGUAAGACUUUAGUAUAUAAACUACAUUAGCAUGACAAAACUCUACCUAAAGAAGCCUCUCAAACAAUUAAUGAAUUAUGCAAAUAAAUUGGUUCUAGAGCUGAUUAAUCAUCCCUGUCAAUUGUUAAAUUAAGCAAAUAAGAUAAAGUAUCUUUAGAUAAUUUUUUAUUAUAUAUUGGAAAUAAAGUUAACUUAAGCUAAAAAACAUCUCCAACAUCUAGAAAAUCAUAAGAAUAAUUGAUUAAAUAACUCAUUAUAAAAUAAAAGGCUAAAAUUUUAUAAAAAGAUAACAAAAGUUAUAGCAUGCAUAAGAAGAAUGAAACUAAAUAUAGUAUAGGUUCUAUUGAAAUGAAGAAUAAUUUUGCAAAAGAUUAAUUUAAUAAUAUUUCUAAAAAAUCUAAUAGAUAAGCAUCAACUGAUAUUAUUGAAAGUGGAACCAGAUUAGAAAACAAACCAUAAGAAAUUGUUAAAGUUAAGUCUAAAACUUUAGUUAGUAAAAAUUAACUUAAAAUUAAUAAAUUUAUUGGUGAUCUUAAUUCAAAUUCUCCAACUCUAUCUUCUCAUAAAAUAUCCAUAGCCUCUACCUCUUUAAAAUAAUAAUAACAACCACUUAUUUUAUUCUAAAAUAAUCAAAAAAAUAAUCUAUUAACUAAACUUUUCCUUGAAGAAGCAGAAUAAUAAUCAAAAUUAAAAAAUGGAGCUAUUACACAUAGACCUUUAUCAAGUACAAAUGCAUUUUUUGGUUCUUAAUCUAAUAGAAAUAGUCCUUCACUUAAUUAUAAAAAAUAGAAUAUUUAAAAAUUAAAAAAAGAUGAUUAUUAAAAAAAAUAAAAACUCAAAACUACUAAUUCACCUCAAAAAAAUCAUUAAAUUGGAUUAAUUGCAAAGAAUCUAUUUAUUAAAGCAUUAAAUGCUCAAAAGUAAAAAAAUUCAAACCAUUUAAAGUAAAAUUCAAAUUAAGAAAAAAUACUUAAUUAAUAUAAUCAACAAAAACCUAAUAAUGUCUUAUAAUAAAAUGAUUUAUUAGAAAAGAAAUAACAUAAAAAAACUAAAUCUGAUGGUAAAGCUUUGUAAAAAAAGUUUUCUGUUCAUGAAAUAGGAUGCUUAACUGAUAGAAAUAAUAAAGAAACUAAUUAAUUAUUUAGUAAGAUAAAAAAUCAUAGUUCUCCAUAAACCUAACAUUUUAGAAGGUUACAUAGUGAAAAAUAAGAAUCUAUUUCUAGUAAUAUGAAAGGGAUUUUAAUUUAACAGAUGUUGAAAUAAUUAGCAAAAUAAAAUCAAUAGGCCUAAUAAAAAUAGGAUUCUAGAUCUUUAAUUAAAAUUUAGGCAAAAAAGUUUUGA
This is a messenger RNA of Paramecium sonneborni, 1940 nucleotides long. The record is from the annotation of a GenBank genome assembly. NCBI's taxonomy places the organism in Eukaryota, Ciliophora, Oligohymenophorea, Peniculida, Parameciidae.